Messenger RNA from Triticum aestivum (bread wheat), 1634 nucleotides. RefSeq names its product WAT1-related protein At5g64700. The record is from RefSeq and is a predicted model, not a curated record. Gene Ontology annotation, cellular component: membrane. The transcript is spliced from 3 exons. The coding region runs from base 156 to 1316 and encodes 386 amino acids. NCBI's taxonomy places the organism in Eukaryota, Viridiplantae, Streptophyta, Magnoliopsida, Poales, Poaceae. Gene Ontology annotation, molecular function: transmembrane transporter activity.
GGUAGUACUUAAUUUAAUCAUGAGCAUCUAUAGAGGAAUAGGGAGUACUUAGUUUAAACAUGAGCAUAUAUGCAUUCCCGGUUGAGGUUUGAUUAUAUAAGGCGUACUCGGUGAAAAGUGAGUACUUGUCGAUCAGUCGGGAGAAGAAGCUAGGCAUGUCGACGGAUGCAGGGAAGAAGGUGUACGUUGUUGCAAUGGUGAUACGGGUGAUCUACACCGGCAUGUACAUCGUCUCCAAGGCGGCCUUCGACGGCGGCAUGAAUACCUAUGUCUUCAUCUUCUACCGCCAGGCAGCCGCCAGUCUUCUCUUGCUACCCCUCGCUAUCCUCCUUGAAAGGAGAAACGCGCCACCCAUGUCACUGUGGCUGUUCACCAAGAUAUUCAUGUAUGCUUUACUCGGGAACACGGUGAGCAUGAACCUGCACAACAUGAGCCUCAAGUACACCUCCGCGACGGUGGCUUCAGCAACGAGCAACUCCAUCCCCGUCUUCACCUUCCUCUUCGCCGUCCUCCUACAUUUCGAGGCCAUCAAGCUCCGCACCGCCGCGGGCACAGCAAAGCUCGCCGGCGUCGCGCUCUGUGUCGCCGGGGUCCUCGUCAUCGCCCUCUACGCCGGCCCGCCAUGGCCGGCGGGAAGCUCCGCACCGCCGCUCAACCCCCUCAACCACCACCGCGCCUUCGCCGCCGCCAUGGCCGGCGGGAAGCAAGGGGAAUGGAUGAAAGGCACGUUCCUGAUGCUCCUGGCUAACCUGACGUGGUCGCUCUGGAUCGUCCUCCAAGCGCGCCUCCUCACGGAGUACCCCAAUAAGUUGCUGGCCACGACACUGCAAUGCCUGCUCAGCACGGCGCAGUCCCUCGCCCUGGCGGCUGCGGUGACCGCUUUCGGGAAGGACAUGUCCGUCGUGUGGAGGCUACAGCUGGAUGUGGGGCUCGUCGCCGUGGCCUACUCCGGGUUCGUGGUGACGGGGGUGUCCUUCUACCUGCAGGCGUGGUGCAUCGAGCGGCGAGGCCCCGUGUUUCUGGCCAUGACUAAUCCGGUAGGGCUCGUGCUCACCAUGUUUUGCUCCUCCUUCUUCCUCGGUGAGGUCGUUCACCUCGGCAGCGUCCUUGGCGGGGCGCUGCUGGUCGCCGGGCUGUACAGCGUGCUUUUGGGGAAGAGCAAGGAGCAGCAACAGCCACCGCCACCUAGUCUAGCUCCUGCAUCAGCAGCGUCCGCCGUGAAACAAGGAUGCUAUAGUAGUAAUGCUCGUAAUGGUGACAAGGAGGAUAAGAUAAAGUUGGAGGAGAAGAAUAUCAAGAUGGCUUCACAGGUGUAGCUGCGAAAUACAGGGUUCUCUUACCGGCAUGCAUCAAGCAGGUCGGCCACGAGGAGUUGUUAGUUUGACAGAGACUCUUGAGUGAAAUGUAUAAUAGUCCACCCGUCUGAGCACAAGGAAUGUAUUACUGGAAACUUUAUUGACGAACAUCUAGUACAAACUAACGAACGACCUAUGUUCUGCCCCUUUAGGAGUAGAGAAGAUCUUUGCGGUUUAGUGUCGGUAUAAGAGAACUCACAAAACAGACGCAUGCUAUGUAAUGAGAAUUUUGUGUAGCUCAACAACAAGCUAUUUGAUAAUAGUAUAAUGUGUUUUCCA